This is a messenger RNA of Sardina pilchardus (European sardine), 1685 nucleotides long. It is a transcript of the gene opn4a, whose product is annotated as opsin 4a (melanopsin). The record is from RefSeq and is a predicted model, not a curated record. The transcript has 11 exons. Gene Ontology annotation, cellular component: plasma membrane. Gene Ontology annotation, molecular function: G protein-coupled photoreceptor activity. Bases 99 to 1685 code for a protein of 528 amino acids. NCBI's taxonomy places the organism in Eukaryota, Metazoa, Chordata, Actinopteri, Clupeiformes, Clupeidae. Gene Ontology annotation, biological process: phototransduction; cellular response to light stimulus; G protein-coupled receptor signaling pathway.
ACUGCACCCACAUUGCGGAGACGGUGUCUGCGUGGAACGACUCCGGGGUCAGCGCGUACCGACUGGUUGACCUGAAUCCUGUGGCUACUUCGGUUGCCAUGGUAGAAGAGGCUCCACACCCCUUCCCCACUGUGGAUGUGCCAAACCACGCCCACUACACCAUCGGAGCGGUCAUCUUCGCUGUCGGCAUCACAGGCCUCGUAGGGAACUUCCUGGUCAUCUAUGCCUUUAGCAGGAGCAGGACACUUAGGACACCAGCCAACAUGUUCAUUAUAAACCUGGCCAUCACAGACUUCCUCAUGUGCCUCACCCAGACUCCCAUCUUUUUCACCACCAGCAUGCACAAGAGAUGGAUAUUUGGGGAGAAAGGUUGCGAGCUGUACGCGUUCUGCGGCGCUCUGUUUGGCAUCUGCUCCAUGAUCACGCUCAUGGUCAUAGCGGUGGACCGCUACUUCGUGAUCACGCGGCCACUGGCCUCCAUCGGGGUGCUGUCCUGCAAGAGGGCCCUGCUGGUCCUGGUGGCCGCCUGGGUGUACUCCCUGGGCUGGAGCCUGCCCCCCUUCUUUGGAUGGAGUGCGUACGUUCCCGAGGGCCUCUUGACCUCGUGCACCUGGGACUACAUGACCUUCACCCCCUCGGUGCGCGCCUACACCAUGCUGCUCUUCAGCUUCGUCUUCUUCAUCCCCCUCAUCGUCAUCAUCUACUGCUACGUCUUCAUCUUCCGAGCCAUUCGCAACACCAACAAUGCUGUAAGCAAAAUCAACGGCAACAACACCAGGGACUCCAUAAAGAGAUUCAACCGGCUGAAGAGUGAGUGGAAGAUGGCCAAGAUUGCCCUCAUUGCCAUCCUGCUGUUCGUCAUCUCCUGGUCUCCCUAUUCAGCUGUUGCCCUCACUGCCUUUGCUGGGUAUGCUGAUAUGCUGACUCCAUAUAUGAACUCCGUGCCUGCCGUGAUUGCCAAGGCUUCUGCCAUCCACAACCCUAUCAUUUAUGCUAUUACACACCCAAAGUACAGGUCCGCCCUGGCGAAGUACAUCCCGUGCCUGGGCACGCUGCUGUGUGUGCCGCCACGUGAGCUGCGCUCCAUCCAGAGCAGCUUCGCCUCCACCCGCCGCUCCACCGUCACCAGCCAGUCGUCGGACAUCAGCACGCACUUCCGCCGGACCAGCUCCGGAAAGCCCCGCCUGUCCUCCGCGUCCGACAGCGAAUCGGGCUGGACAGACACGGAGGCUGACCUCUCGAGCCUGGGCUCGCGGCCUGUCAGCCGGCAGGUGUCCUGUGACAUCAGCAAGGACACGGCCGAGCUCCCCGACUUUAAGCCCGGCAGCUCCUCCAGCUUCAAGUCCAAGCUCAAGAACCACGACUCGGGCAUCUUUGAGAAGACCUCCUCUGAUAUGGAUGACGUCUCUGUUGCUGGAGCGGGUCACCCUGACCGGACCUUGCCUCCAGCGGGUGGAGACUCAGCAGAUGGUGUGGUUCCAAGAGGAGUGAUUGGCCGGAUCCCUAGCAUCGUCAUCACCUCCGAGUCCAGCCCUUUCCUGUCCUCCCUGAGGUUCAAUUACCGCAGCAACGGAUCCCGUCGGGCCAGUGGCAGCGUGGCAAAGGGGUCCGCCACCUCUGACCCAGCAGGAAGUGCGCCGAAGGCAUCUGCCCUCCCCGCCUCUGACACCACCCCUCUGUGCUGA